CUCCCUCUCCCAAUCCACGCGUCCCCUUUCCCAGCAAAAGCUUCCACAAGAAUCACUUCCCUCGACAAUGGCGUCGCCGCCGGAGGCCGCCCUCACCGACUACGAGCGCCGCCGGGAGGAGAACAUCCGGCGCAACGACGCCAUCCUCGCCUCCCUCCGCCGCAAGGCCGCCGACCUCUCCGCCGCCAUCCAGUCCUCCUCCUCCUCGAAGCGCCCCAAGAAGCAGCAGCCCCGCGCGAGCCCCGCCGCCGCCGCGCCGGGCAGCCCCGUCGUCCUCCGCCGCUCCCUCCGCACCAGGGGCCUCCCUCCCUCCGGCUCCUCCUCCGCCGCCUCCCCGCCCGCUCAAGCGCCCGCGUCUCCUCCGGCGGCGCCGCGCAGCACCCGGUUCUCCUCCUCCCUCGCGUCCGCCAUCCUCGCGGCGGCCUCGCCUGGGUCGCCUCCCGUCCGCGACGACGGCUUCGAUGCCGGGGCGGAGCUGGUGCUGCGGCCCUCGCACGUGAGGAGGGUGGUGCCGGACAGGAUACUGUCGGUGCGGAUACUGCCGCUGGUGGACCGGACCGUGGUGGCGGCGGGGAACAAGCUCGGGAAUGUUGGGUUCUGGGACGUGGAUGAGGAUGGCGACGGUGCAGACGGGGUGUUUGAGUAUUUGCCUCACAGGGGCCCUGUGGGCGCAAUCGUCGCUCACCCAGCUAUGCCGCAGAAGAUUUACAGCUGUAGCUAUGGGGGUGAAAUUUGUCUGAUGGACGUUGAGAAAGAGAACUUUAAUAUGAUUCAUCUGACUGACUAUCCUAUUUUCUCACUUUGUCAAGCGCCAAAUAGCCCCAGCUGCCUAUAUUUUGGUGAAGGAAAUGAUCUGAAACUUUUUGAUGAGAGGAUGGGUAAGGUGUCAGUCACAUGGAAUUCACAUGAUAAUAGAAUCAACUCGAUUGAUUUUCAUCCAGAGAACACAUCCAUGCUUGCCACGAGUUCAACUGAUGGAACUGCUCGUAUUUGGGAUUUGAGAACCAUGAAAGAGAAGGAAGCAGAGAGCUUGAAGGUCCUUGAACAUGGGAGAUCUGUUCAGUCGGCUUAUUUUUCACCUAGUGGCCGCAUGGUUGCAACUACAAGCCUUGAUGAUACUGUCCGAAUUUUUAGUGUGGAUAACUUUGACAACUCGGACAUAAUGAAGCAUAAUAACAAGACCGGGAGAUGGCUUUCUACAUUCAAGGCGAUCUGGGGCUGGAAUGACACUGACCUGUUUAUUGGAAACAUGGGGCGGGCAAUAGACAUUAUCUCAGUUGAUCUGAAUGACCGCAGCCUCUCAGCCACGAAGAAAGCAUGUCUGGAGAGCGAACACAUGACGGCCAUCCCAUGCCGGUUCUCUGCGCACCCAUAUAAGGUUGGCCAUCUUGCUUGUGCAAGCUCCGGUGGGAAGGUGUUCCUUUGGACCAGAGUAUGAAGCAACAUGAUCUCCAGUGGUUGGUUGAUUCUGUUGGCAAGGUGUUACUUGGAGCAUAGCAUGAAGCAGCAUGAUCUCUUGUGAGUUGUGACCUCCAGUGGCUGGUUGUUUUGGGCUUUUGGCUCAGCUUGGUAAGGUGUUGAUUUUGACAGUUGCAACACCUAAGUCUUGCUUCAUGCCCUCAUAAUGAAAUAUAUUUAGCAGUAGUUACUGUAUGUUUGCGACUUAUUCUGCCUUUUGAAGCUCUUCGAGCUUUUUCAUGUAUCCCUCUAGAGAAAGUUGGCUUGGUACGAUUGGAAGCUAUGGAUAUAGUGAUAGUAUAGUACGUAUUGUUCCUUCAAAGUUGGUGUCAAUGAUUUCAUUGUUGUUUAACAAUACAGAAGCGAAAUA
This is a messenger RNA of Oryza brachyantha (malo sina), 1828 nucleotides long. Its product is annotated as WD repeat-containing protein 76. Gene Ontology annotation, biological process: regulation of DNA damage checkpoint. NCBI's taxonomy places the organism in Eukaryota, Viridiplantae, Streptophyta, Magnoliopsida, Poales, Poaceae. Gene Ontology annotation, molecular function: protein binding; DNA binding. Gene Ontology annotation, cellular component: nucleus. The transcript is spliced from 4 exons. The coding region runs from base 68 to 1438 and encodes 456 amino acids. The record is from RefSeq and is a predicted model, not a curated record.